Messenger RNA from Sinocyclocheilus anshuiensis, 850 nucleotides. RefSeq names its product potassium/sodium hyperpolarization-activated cyclic nucleotide-gated channel 2-like. Gene Ontology annotation, molecular function: voltage-gated potassium channel activity. The coding region runs from base 431 to 850 and encodes 139 amino acids. The transcript has 2 exons. The record is from RefSeq and is a predicted model, not a curated record. NCBI's taxonomy places the organism in Eukaryota, Metazoa, Chordata, Actinopteri, Cypriniformes, Cyprinidae. Gene Ontology annotation, cellular component: dendrite; axon; HCN channel complex. Gene Ontology annotation, biological process: regulation of membrane depolarization; sodium ion transmembrane transport; potassium ion transmembrane transport.
AUAAAUGUACUGUAUAUUCCUGUAACAUAAACCAGAAAGCCAUCACAACAAUGACAGGCAAUGAUGCAGAAAAGGUUAACUACUGUGCUAUGAAUACAGCUUAUCACCCGUUUCAUCAUACUCUUCCUGCUUUGAGAACAUCAUAUUAUCAUAUACUCUUUAGUCUAUGACAUCCACUGUAAAUAACUUCCGCAGGAAUGCCCAUACAGAAAAACAAGCCUGGAUGUUUAAAUAUUUACUUUAAUCUGUAUAUUGUGAUCCCUGUCAGCAUAUCACGUCUCCACAAAAGAGGCCACGUAUAGGAUUCAAAUGGGCAACCCACAUGUUGGUGGUUGGAAAUUUUGGGUCAAAAGUGUGUCCUGAAAUGUCAGCUUAACAUAACUUAUCCUGUGUCCUUUUUUGUUCUCAGUACAAGCAAGUUGAGCAGUACAUGUCUUUCCACAAACUUCCGGCUGACUUCCGGCAGAAGAUCCAUGAUUACUAUGAGCACAGAUACCAGGGCAAGAUGUUCAACGAGGAAAGCAUUUUGGAAGAACUGAACGAGCCGUUACGAGAGGAAAUUGUCAACUUCAACUGCCGGAAGCUGGUGGCGUCCAUGCCGCUCUUCGCCAACGCAGAUCCCAACUUUGUGACAGCAAUGUUAACUAAACUCCGCUUCGAGGUCUUCCAACCAGGAGAUUACAUCAUUCGAGAAGGAACCAUCGGCAAGAAGAUGUACUUCAUUCAGCAUGGCGUAGUCAGCGUACUGACCAAAGGGAAUAUUGGCAUGAAGCUCUCUGACGGCUCCUACUUUGGGGGUAAGAAACACACAGAAAGAACAUCCUAUUCAUACAGAAACAUAUCAGUUUGA